Ruditapes philippinarum (Manila clam) is the source of this 3894-nucleotide messenger RNA. RefSeq names its product ribosome quality control complex subunit NEMF-like. The record is from RefSeq and is a predicted model, not a curated record. Gene Ontology annotation, molecular function: tRNA binding; ribosomal large subunit binding. NCBI's taxonomy places the organism in Eukaryota, Metazoa, Mollusca, Bivalvia, Venerida, Veneridae. Gene Ontology annotation, cellular component: RQC complex. Gene Ontology annotation, biological process: ribosome-associated ubiquitin-dependent protein catabolic process; rescue of stalled cytosolic ribosome.
AAAUGUUAUCAAACUGAUGACGAAAAUGUGAAAAACUGUACACAACUUCUUUCAUAAUUUUUAUUCUUUAUUUUAAAACAUAUUUGUUCGAAUAUGAAGGGGAGAUUUAGUACCAUAGAUAUCACAGCCGUGAUACGUGAGUUAUUGAGGUUUGUGAGUAUGCGUGUGAUGAACGUGUAUGAUGUUGACAACAAAACCUACCUCAUUCGGCUUGGAAAGCCGGACGAUAAGGCAAUGAUAUUGAUGGAAUCUGGUAUACGUUUACACAGCACUGAAUUUGAGUGGCCUAAAAAUCCGGCACCUUCUGGCUUCUCUAUGAAGAUGAGAAAGCACUUGAAAGGUCGUCGUCUAGAAAGUGUUGAGCAGCUUGGUGUAGAUAGAAUAGUUGACCUGACCUUUGGCUCAGGAGAGGCUGCAUAUCACGUCAUACUGGAGUUGUAUGACAGGGGUAACAUAGUGUUAACAGACUAUGAAUAUACCAUCCUGAACAUUCUCCGUCCUCGUACUGACCAGAGUCAAGAUGUAAGGUUUGCUGUGAGAGAAACAUAUCCACUAGAGGGCGCCAAACAGCAUGAACUUCCUACAGAAGAAAAACUAAGGGAGAUAAUCUUGGCAGGAAAAGUUGGUGAUCCUUUGAAGAAAUUAUUGAUCCCACAUUUAGAUUAUGGUCCGGCCAUGAUUGAGCAUUGUCUGAUAACGGCUGGCUUUCAAGAAAAUGUUAAAAUUGGCAAAGGAUUUGAUGUUACUAAAGACAUGCAGAAGUUGCUGGUUGCUAUAGAAGAAGCAGAAGGUCUGUUGACCUUAAUGCAGACACAAAAUUCAAAGGGGUUUAUUGUUCAGAAGUCAGAGAAGAGACCCAAUGCUAAGGAAGGGGAGCCCACAGAGUUACUUACCUUUGAUGAAUUUCACCCUAUGCUGUUCAAGCAAUAUGAAAAAAGACAUGUUGAAGAAUUUGAGUCUUUCAAUAAGGCUGUAGACGAGUUCUACUCCAAGAUGGAAAGUCAGAAAAUGGAGCUGAAAACUUUACAACAGGAGAAGACAGCAUUGAAGAAGUUGGACAAUAUUAAGAAGGAUCAUGAGAAGAGAGUGGAAGGUCUACAGAAAGAACAGGACGUUGACAAGAAGAAAGGACAACUGAUUGAGAUUAACCUAGAUCUCGUUGACCGAGCUAUUUUGAUUGUAAGAAGUGCCAUAGCUAACCAGAUAGACUGGACAGAGAUUCAUAAUCUCGUGAAAGAAGCACAAAUGGACGGGGACCCUGUUGCCAUGGCAAUAAAAGAUCUCAAACUGGCAACCAAUCAUAUCACACUACUUCUUCAGAACCCGUAUGUGGACAGUGACUUUGAGGAAGAUGAAGAUGAUGAUGAGCCUAUUAAACCGAUGAAGAUAGAUAUAGACCUUGCUCUCAGUGCCUACGCCAACUCUAGAAAAUAUUUUGAGAAGAAGAAGCAAGCAGCUGUGAAGGAACAGAAAACUGUUGAUGCCUCACAAAAAGCAUUUAAAUCAGCAGAGAAGAAGACAAAGGAAACAUUAAAGGAUGUAGCUACAGCAGCUUCUAUAAAUAAAGUCCGGAAAACUCACUGGUUUGAGAAGUUUUUAUGGUUUAUAAGUUCGGAGAACUUCCUAGUGAUUGGUGGUCGAGAUCAGCAGCAAAAUGAACUGAUUGUUAAAAGAUACUUAAGACAAGGAGAUGUGUAUGUGCAUGCUGACCUUCAUGGUGCUAGCAGUGUGAUUAUCAAGAAUAACACUGGGGAACCAAUACCACCAAAGACUCUGAAUGAAGCGGGAACCAUGGCUAUAUGUAACAGUGCAGCCUGGGAUGCUAAAGUGGUAACCAGUGCCUGGUGGGUGUAUCCUAGUCAGGUAUCAAAGACUGCCCCCUCUGGGGAGUAUCUCACCACUGGUAGUUUCAUGAUAAGAGGAAAGAAAAACUAUUUGCCACCAUCAUACUUGAUCUAUGGAUUUGGACUUCUUUUCAAGUUGGAGGAAGGCAGUAUACACGAACCACACGCCGGAGAACGCAAAGUUAGAACAGCCGAAGAUGAUGAGAUCUCAGUGGCUGAUUCUUCUGUAGCAGAGAGUGAAAUCACCAUGGAAACCAUUAGUGAUAAUGAAGUAGACUCUGAUGAUGAGCAAACAAAUAAUGAUAACAAUGAUGAUACUGAUAGAGAAAAUGCCAAAAAUGUCUCAAAGAAUGAGGAAAAUACAGAUAAUAGUGCCAGGACAAAAGUUAAGUCAGAAAAUAUAAAUGAAUCAGACAGUUGUGAAGAAAGUGUUAGAACUGAAGGUGAUAUGGACGACAAAGUCUGUGAUAAUACAAAAAGUGAUAAAAUCUGUGAUGGUGUUGAAACCAGUGAAAGAGAAGUUGUAAAUGAUGAGAAAAAGUUUCCAGAUACAGAAAUUAAUCUGCAUCAUGUGAAAGGAGAUAAAUAUGAGUUAGCAAGAAGUUUCUCCACACAGAGUACAGACAGUGAUCAGAUUUUCUUAGGUGAUGAUGAGGCUGUUACCUUUGGCGAAAAGAAAUCAACUGGCGGGCCAAGGUUAUCGGCUAAACAAAGGCGAGAAAUGAAGAAGGCUAAGAAACAAGGGCAGCAGCCCCAGUUACCAACACAGACUGAAGGUGAGGAAGAGGAGGAGAAAUCAUGGCUGCCAGAAGAUAACCAGGGACGAGGACGGAACAAGGGGAAAAAAGAAAACAAAGAACAAACAGAAAUACAGCAGCAACCUAAGAGGGGGCAAAAGGCCAAGAUGAAAAAAUUGAAGGACAAAUAUAAAGAUCAGGAUGAGGAGAGAAAGACAACUCCGUAUGAAAUUCUUGCUUCUGCUGGCAUUAAAAAGGAAGAUAAAAAGAAGAAAGGAAAGAAGGAUGAAAAAGGACGCCCACAAUCGGCAGUGGAGAAGAAACCUCAACAACAACAACAGAGAAAGAAGCCAGAACUUGUUGAUAUCAUUAUUAAAGAUGUUGAAAAUACAGCAAGUACAGAGGAUCCUACAAACAAUAAAGAGAUUGUAGAAGCUCAGGUUAUUGACGAUGAUGAGAAGUUAGAAGAUGACACACAAACUACUGAUGACCAGCAGAUUUUGAACUCUUUGACUGGCAUACCAAAUAUUGAGGAUGAGUUGCUGUUUGCUCUGCCAGUCUGUGCUCCAUACAAUGCUUUGACAAAUUAUAAGUACAAGGUUAAGCUGCUGCCAGGGUCAACAAAAAGAGGAAAAGCUGCAAAAAUUGCCAUUAACAUGUUCCAGUAUGAUAAAACUAUAACACCAAGAGAAAGAGACCUUGUAAAAAUAUUAAAGGAUGUGGAUAUAUCACGGAACAUUCCAGGAAAGGUGAAGGUCACAGCCCCAAACAUCAGCAAAAUGAAGAGGAAGUGAAUUAACAAUGCAAUAAAGGGAUUAAAUUAGACAAUAAAACCGAAUUGUGCAAUUGAAUAUUACAAUGAUAAAUCAAUACUUACAUUUAAAAUGGAUUAUAAAACUAUAAUAAAAGAAAGAUGAUUUCUUUUCAAAUAGUUGUUGAAUCAAUACUUAAUUUCUUUGAUCAUUUAGACACGGUAUUUAAUACUUUUUCUGAAAAUAUGAAUUUCCUAGAACUUUCAAAUUUAGGAACAAAACUUAGUGGAAAGGUAAAUAUGUGGUUAUCAGGAUGGCUUAGUAAAGAAAGCUUUGAGCCUAAUUGAAACAUUCUUGAGCUGAGCAGAAAAUAAACAUUUUUACGUAAAAUUAAACUUUAAUUAAAGGUGAGAGCUCUUGGUUCUUUCUUUAAUUAUAUAAGAAAUAAUGCUAUAGCUCAAGUGUAAAAGAUAGUUUGUGAACAUAUUUAUCUAGAGUUACCUUCUCUUGUUAUGUUUUAUCAUUUCUUGAUGCAUCAAUGUGAAAUAAAAAUAAAUGGCU